Molecule: messenger RNA, 2180 nt
Organism: Dama dama (fallow deer)
Lineage: Eukaryota; Metazoa; Chordata; Mammalia; Artiodactyla; Cervidae
Product: UDP-GalNAc:beta-1,3-N-acetylgalactosaminyltransferase 1-like
Exons: 1
Coding region: 407-1402 (331 amino acids)
Cellular component (GO): membrane
Molecular function (GO): N-acetyl-beta-D-glucosaminide beta-(1,3)-galactosyltransferase activity
Source: RefSeq, a predicted model, not a curated record
GCCCUGCGCGGGAGAGGUAAAGAAGAUUUGAGUUUGCAGUCCUCAGCUGGGAACGGCUUUGUGUUUUGGCCCUUUUUUCCCCCAGGCGGCUUAGACAGAGGAGUUCAUGGCAAAUCUUGUAAUUAAGCAUGGAAUAUGGAAAACAAAACACUUCAGCUGGUACUUUAGUCUCAUGUGAAAUUCUACAGGCAUGUGUCUUAUAAGCAGUAUACAGCAGAAUUUUAAGCCAGUCUGAGAGUCUCUGUUUUUCAGUAGAAAUUGCAAGCAUUAUUUUGACUGCUACUUGCUAUCAAAUGCUCAGUUGGUGAAAUUGGAGGUCUUUCACUCAGAAGAGAAAAACCAGGAAAGAAGGUUUCUCUGGGAACUGGCUGGAACCCGAGGCUUGCAUGCUUCUGAGCUUCUGUGAAUGGCCCCGGCACUCCUGACCACCCUUCCGGCUAGGAUGUCACUCAGAUCCCUGAAAUGGAGCCUCCUCCUGCUGUGGCUGCUGAGUUUCCUGGUGAUGUGGUACCUCAGCCUGCCGCAUUACAACGUGAUAGAGCGUGUGAACUGGAUGUACUUCUAUGAGUAUGAGCCCAUUUACAGACAAGACUUCCGCUUCACACUGCGAGAGCAUUCAAACUGCUCUCAUCAAAACCCAUUUCUUGUCAUCCUGGUGACCUCACACCCCUCAGAUGUGAAAGCCAGGCAGGCCAUUAGAGUUACCUGGGGUGAAAAGAAGUCUUGGUGGGGAUAUGAAGUUCUUACAUUUUUCUUAUUAGGCCAACAGGCUGAAAAGGAAGACAAAGUGUUAGCAUUAUCCUUAGAGGAUGAACACCUCCUUUAUGGGGACAUAAUACGACAGGAUUUUUUAGACACAUACAAUAAUCUGAUCUUGAAAACCAUAAUGGCGUUUAGGUGGGUAACUGAGUUUUGCCCCAACGCCAGGUAUAUCAUGAAGACAGACACUGAUGUUUUCGUCAAUACUGGCAAUUUAGUGAAGUAUCUUUUAAAUUUAAACCACUCAGAGAAGUUUUUCACAGGUUAUCCUCUAAUUGAUAAUUAUUCCUAUAGAGGAUUUUAUCAGAAAACCCAUAUUUCAUACCAGGAAUAUCCCUUCAAGGUGUUCCCACCUUACUGCAGUGGGUUGGGUUAUAUAAUGUCCAGAGAUUUGGUGCCGAGAAUCUAUGAAAUGAUGAGUCACGUAAAACCCAUCAAGUUUGAAGAUGUUUAUGUUGGGAUCUGUUUGAAUUUAUUAAAAGUGGACAUUCAUAUUCCAGAAGACACCAACCUUUUCUUUUUAUAUAGGAUCCAUUUGGAUGUCUGUCAGCUCAGACGUGUGAUUGCAGCCCAUGGCUUUUCUUCCAAGGAAAUCAUCACAUUUUGGCAGGUUAUGCUAAGGAACACCACAUGUCAUUAUUAAUUUGACAUUCUACCCAAGCCUAGAGAAGGGAGGGAUACUUUGUAGAAAGUGUUAACGUUAGACUAUGAAAUCGCCAGUGAAAAACCCAUGAGAAGGUCACUGUGUGGCUUACACAAAGCUGAAACUCAUGUAGAGCCUAUAGACGAGACUAGAGGGUUGCACUUGGCCUGUGGUUUAUUAUGACAACAAUCAAGUCAAGCCUUUUAAAAGUGAUAUUCAGAGGAAUUAAAAUCUUAUAAAGGAAUGGGAAGUUUUUUUUAAAUAAAACUAAUAGGGCCAAACAGUUUGAACAUGUCAUUCUACAGACUAGAGCUUCUUAAAUGGGUUUCACUGAAUUAUAAGCUCAUUUAUCCAUAACAACAAAACAGUGUGCAGUAUUAUUCAUGAGGCAUCUAGUCAGUUCAGGGUUUUGUGUAUAUCUUCAUAGAUUACUAGUUUUUUUAAAUAUACAGUUCUGUGUAAAAGAAACUGAAGUUAUUUCUGAACAAAGUUUAAUCUGUUUUUGGUCAUUUGGAAGAUAUUUCAAGAUGUUGCAGUAUUAAAGAGUUAUUAAUUAUUAUUUAAUAAUACUUAGAGUUUUACACUUUAUGGAUGUUUGAAUGUUUUGGUUUCAAUACUGCAUAAACAGAAUAAACUUUUUUUCCAGUUACUUCAGUGAUGAAUUUAUGGUGAAUAGCUCCGUUAAUGUGUUCUCAUUAUUGUAUAUCAAUAAUCUCUUGGACUUUGAUAAAUAUUUCAUCGUGGUAAUGUAGAGAAGAAUUAAAGCAAGAAUAUAAAA